Messenger RNA from Penicillium atrosanguineum, 1188 nucleotides. Its product is annotated as GTR/RAG family Ras-related GTP-binding protein. The coding region runs from base 1 to 1188 and encodes 395 amino acids. The transcript has 4 exons. NCBI's taxonomy places the organism in Eukaryota, Fungi, Ascomycota, Eurotiomycetes, Eurotiales, Aspergillaceae. Gene Ontology annotation, cellular component: fungal-type vacuole membrane; Gtr1-Gtr2 GTPase complex; nucleus. Gene Ontology annotation, biological process: cellular response to starvation; positive regulation of TOR signaling; regulation of autophagy. Gene Ontology annotation, molecular function: GTP binding; GTPase activity. The record is from RefSeq and is a predicted model, not a curated record.
AUGUCUUUCUCUUCGCUCCGCAGGUGCCGGUCCUCUACUCCGAUCCCGGAACCGAGGCGGCCCUUGAGGCGCAGCCUGGCUGACUGGCGUCUGCUCCCUGACACACCCGAACUCUGGACCUGGAAAAGCGAAGCACAGCUAAGCCUCUCCGAUUUAUUCCAGCCUACAACUAGCACCGCUGCCUCGGCUCAGUCCAGAAGCCUGGACCCCAAAAGCCGCGAUGCUAAACCUCGUCUCCUUUUGAUGGGACUUCGUCGGAGUGGCAAGUCGUCUAUUGCCAGCGUUGUUUUCCAUAAGAUGCCGCCGAAUGAAACCUUGUUCUUGGAAUCUACUACUCGCAUUCAAAAAGACUCUAUCCACUCCUUCAUGGACUUUCAAGUCUGGGAUUUUCCCGGUCAGCUUGAAUAUCUCGAGCCUUCCUUUGAUCUUGAAGACAUCUUCGGCAGCUUGGGUGCCCUGGUAUGGGUGAUCGAUGCACAAGAUGACUAUCUGGACUCGGUCGCUCGUCUUAACCGCACAAUUCUGACUGUUCAGCAAUACUACCCUGGAAUAAACAUUGAAGUCUUCAUUCACAAGGUGGACGGGCUCUCCGAGGAGUACCGCACCGACACUUUCCAGGACAUCGUCCAGCGUAUCUCAGACGAGCUCAGCGAUGCCGGAUACGAGAACGCGCCCGUCCAUUACUACCUUACCUCCAUCUACGACUACUCCGUCUUCGAGGCCUUCAGCAAGGUCAUUCAGAAGCUUAUCCCCAAUCUCUCCACCCUCGAAAACCUAAUCAACACCCUUGGCAACAACUGCGGCUUUGAGAAGACCUACUUGUUCGAUGUGCUAAGCAAGAUUUACAUUGCCUCUGACACCCGUCCUGUGGACAUGGCCUGCUACGAGAUGUGUUCCGACUACAUUGACGUGAUCGUCGAUAUUUCCGAGCUGUACUCAUGGGAUCACCCUUCUCGCAAAUCAAAGGGAGAACAAAUUCAAGAGGCCGAGAGUCACGUCGUCUUGCAUGACGAGACCAUGAUUCAUCUGAUGGAGAUGAACAAAUACCUCUGUCUAGUAUCCGUCAUUCGCAAUCCCGAGGCGAAGGAAAAGCGCGGUCUGAUCGACAUGAACUGCCGCACCUUCCAGGAUGCACUGAAUGAUGUUUUCUCGCGCAGUUGGGAACAGGAGGACCAAGCCAGCGCUUGA